Molecule: messenger RNA, 3255 nt
Organism: Triplophysa rosa
Lineage: Eukaryota; Metazoa; Chordata; Actinopteri; Cypriniformes; Nemacheilidae
Gene: zdhhc13
Product: zinc finger DHHC-type palmitoyltransferase 13
Exons: 17
Coding region: 107-1897 (596 amino acids)
Biological process (GO): protein palmitoylation
Cellular component (GO): Golgi membrane
Molecular function (GO): protein binding; palmitoyltransferase activity
Source: RefSeq, a predicted model, not a curated record
UUGAGGAAGUCUAACGCUGAACACACACGCUCUACUUGUUAUAGCCCUUGUCAGAGUAGAGUAAAGAGUCUUCAUGAUAAUUUACCGAUAAAUUCGAGCAGAAGCAAUGGAUUGGAAAGAUGGGGAGGGUUGCCACUCCCAUGGUCACCAGAGUGACAGUUGCCAUGGACAUGGUGGUAAUUACUCGCACAGCCACGAUCAUGGAGGACCUGGAUUUGGUGGUUUUAUGGCCGGAUUUCCACUUGUACAAGGGCCUCUUGAUUCAACACAACAGCCUAGGAAGUUCUCACACCCUGAGGACAGCAGUUCAUGGGAUAUUGUCAAGGCAACACAGUUUGGCGCUCUUGAGAGGUGUAAAGAACUCAUAGAAGCUGGCUAUGAUGUCCGACUACCUGACAAAGAGAAUGUUACGCUGCUUCAUUGGGCCGCCAUCAAUAGUCAAGCAGAUAUUGUCAAAUACUAUAUAUCUAAAGGUGCCGUUAUAGACCAACUAGGUGGUGACCUCAAUUCUACUCCACUCCAUUGGGCCAUACGACAGGGUCAUUUGUCUAUGGUCAUUCAGCUCAUGCGGUAUGGAGCUGAUCCAUCAUUAGCAGAUGGAGAGGGGUAUCGUGGUCUCCAUCUGGCCGUUCUCUUCCAGCAUAUGCCCAUUGCUGCCUACUUAAUGGCCAAAGGACAGGAAGUGGAUUCCCUGGACAUAAACGGCCAGACCCCAUUGAUGUUAGCGGCACAGAAAAUCAUUGGACCUGAGCCCACAAACUUCCUGUUGAAGUGCAAUGCUUCAAUAAAUGCUGUAGAUAAAGUGAACAGAAACUCACCUCUGCACUGCGCUGUGCUGGCUGGGAAUGUGGAUGCUGCCCACAUCCUAUUGGAGGCUGGAGCCAGUGUUGACCUGGAGAAUGCCAAUGGUCAUACUGCCAUUGACCUGGCACACCAGGUGAACAGUCCUCUCCUCAUUCACAUGCUCAAUGUGAUAAAGACUGAACGAAUCAAGGCCAACUCCAUGUGUCUGAAAGUUCUCAAUAAAUACAAGGGGUAUCUGCAGUGUGUAUUUAGUGUUGUUGUGUUGGGUGCCAUUGGUGCCAUAUUAGACAUGAGGACGGAGUCUUGGUUGUUGAAGGGGGUACUGCUUGCCUGCAUUAUGGCUGUUGUCAACCUUACUUCAAGACAGCUAGCAGGUAUGGCAGUAAGAUCUUUGAUUCCUUCAACAAUCCUCAUGGCUUCUGUAUUUUGGAUGGUGGUUACCUGGUGUUUGUGGUUUUUACCUGAUGAACCCAGUCCAACAGUUCAGAUGCUUUUCACUAUCAACAUCACAGCCCUGCUGUAUUACUACUGUCGCUCCUGCAGGACAGACCCUGGGAUCAUCAAGGCAACCGAGGAAGAGAAAAAAAAGAAUAUUGUGGUUCUGGCAGAGGCAGGCUGUCUGGAUCCAAGGAUAUUUUGUACUUCAUGUAUGACAAGGAAGCCAAUGAGAGCCAAUCAUUGCUUUUAUUGUAACGCCUGUGUUGCAAAACAGGACCACCACUCUGUUUGGAUCAAUGGCUGCAUAGGGGCCAGAAAUCACUCGUUCUUCGUGCUUUUUCUAGUGGCUCUAAACUUCUUCUGCAUGUGGAUGUUUUACAGCAGUAUGAUAUACUGGUCCAAACAUUGUCCACUGCACUAUGUGGAGGAGGGCGCAUGGGGGAUAGUAACUGCUCUGAUGGGCUGCUCUCCCUGGGUGCUCUAUGUCUUUUUAUUUGCUUUCUUCAAUACCGCCUGGGCCUUCAUCCUACUUGUGUUGCAGCUUUACCAGAACAAAGAAAUGUAUAAGCCUUCAGUACUGCCCCACAAACGUGAUGUCUGGCACAGGGUCGUGUCAAUUCUGUGCAGUGUCCCCUUCACCAUACCGAGGCAUUAGGACCCAUACAGACCACAGGGUGAGCACCCCCUGCUGGUCUCACUAACACCUCUGCCAGCAGCAACCUUGCGGAGGUUUCCCAUCCAGGUACUGACCAGGCUCAGCCCUGCUUAGCUUCAGUGGGCAAUCAGUCUUGGGCUACAGGGUGAUAUCGCUGCUGGUCAUUGCUAAAAUAGAUGUAAACCGGGGCAAGACCUCUAAGACAUAUAUCCAACACAAGCGUGAUACACGCAGCUCCUGGUGACAUAUUGAUGUCUUUUGAAGCGAAUCGAUCAUUAUUUUUAAUAAACUAAACAUAUAUUUUUUAAUUAUAAGCAGUAUUCUACAACUUCUGCCAAAUGUCCCGAUUGCACGUCCUGUUGCAUAAAUGAUGUAUGCACAAUCUCAAAAGUGAAUGGACACUACGGUUUGUUUCUUUUUUUGUUAGGAUCAUAAGAUGCGUCAGGAAGUGCGAUUAAGAUGUUUGGCAAAAGCUGUAGAUUGCUGCUCGUAAUUUUAUAAGUGGCAUUCAGUUUAUUGCAAAUAAGGAUUGAUUCGCUUCACAAGACAUCAGUGUCACCAGGAGCUGCAGGGUUCACGCUUGUUUUGGACAUAUGUAAUUUUAGAACUCUCGGAGGUUUUCCUCUCCCCUAUUUACAUCCAUUAUAUGAGGCAUAGAGGGAUGCAUAUUUAUCUAACCAUCUUCUUUAUUGUUCUUCUCGAGUAAAAAUGUCACCUACAUUUCAGAUGGCCUUGGGGGUAAGUAAAUAAACAACUAAUUUUAAUUCUAGGGUGAACUAUCGCUUUAAUGUUUAGCUGUUUUUUUAUUUAAUCUAAACAUUUAAGAAGUGGGCUGAAUUUGAAAUUGUAAAACACUUUAUUUUGUAAUAACCCCUAAAAAACUUUCUUUGUGUAAAAAUUACAUUACUUUGUUGCUAUCGUUCACACCUAAAUGCUGUAUAAACUUCUUUGGCAAGCAUUUCAUUAAACAACUGGGUUUCCAUAGUUAUAAUAACAUCAGUAUUAGUGACAGUAAUUUGUUACCAAAAAUAAAUAAUUGUGCACAAAAAUAACAGAUUAUUAGUAAAAGUUUUUUUUUUAGGUUUUAAUGAAAAGGUGCACAGUUUCCUUUUAAAUGUUAUUGGUAGGGAAGAUAUAAAGUAGGGGUACUGUAUGAGUGUCAGUACUGAAUGAAUCCUAGCAUUAUACAGCAUUUAUAUAGCAAAUAAAUUAUGAUUUAUUGCAGAACUCAAAUUAAAAUACUAAAUACUUCAAUUAUUAUCAUUGCAGAAUAAUCCCCGGUAAUCCCUGUUGUGUUCUUUUACACUCGCACGCGUGCACACACACACACAGCCUGUUUAUAAUUUGUUUUACUUUCU